Molecule: messenger RNA, 926 nt
Organism: Eleginops maclovinus (Patagonian blennie)
Lineage: Eukaryota; Metazoa; Chordata; Actinopteri; Perciformes; Eleginopidae
Gene: csrp3
Product: cysteine and glycine-rich protein 3 (cardiac LIM protein)
Exons: 6
Coding region: 231-800 (189 amino acids)
Biological process (GO): sarcomere organization; cardiac muscle contraction; muscle tissue development
Cellular component (GO): Z disc; nucleus; cytoplasm
Molecular function (GO): structural constituent of muscle; actinin binding
Source: RefSeq, a predicted model, not a curated record
AGGUCCUAUUAAAGCCUCUGCUCCCAGAAUAUCACAUACCAGUCCUGUGAGGUGAUGGGCAGCCUCUGAUAUGAGCGGGAAGUGGAAUGCCGGCUGACAAUAGAGUCUUAGUGAGAUGAGAAGCUUUAAAACUGAUGGGCUAAUACAAGUAGCUUUGUUAGAACAUUUGUAAUCAUCAGACUGGAAAUUCAGAAAGACAAAGAGACAGGAGGUCAAGACAUCAGACUGAGAUGCCAAACUUGGGAGGUGGAGCUAAGUGUGCAGCGUGUGAGAAGACAGCGUACCAUGCAGAGGAGAUCCAGUGUAACGGCAGGAGCUUCCAUAAGACCUGCUUCAUCUGCAUGAGUUGCAGAAAAGGGCUGGACAGCACCACGGUUGCAGCGCAUGAGUCUGAGAUUUACUGCAAGUCCUGCUAUGGCAAGAAAUAUGGGCCAAAAGGCUAUGGAUACGGGCAAGGAGCAGGAGCUCUGAGCUCAGACCCUCCUCGACACACCGGCCUGCAGCCUCAAGAGUCUAAGCCACGACCAGCUUCCUCAAAUCCUAGUGAAAAUAAAUCUUCCCAGAAGUUUGGAUGUUCAGACCGCUGCCCUCGCUGCUCUAAAGCCGUCUAUGCAGCAGAGAAGGUGAUGGGAGCGGGAAAGCCCUGGCAUAAAACCUGUUUCCGCUGCGCCCUGUGUGGUAAAAGCCUGGAGUCGACCAACGUGACAGACAAGGAUGGAGAGCUGUACUGUAAAGUUUGCUAUGCUAAAAACUUCGGCCCAAAAGGAUUUGGACUGGGGAAUGCCGCCAUGUUGGACUAACAGCAAUGAAUUCUUCUGGUUUUAAGUUCAAAGUUAAGGUCAAAUAACAGCUGAAUUGAAGCAUAUUUAAGGUCAAGAUGAACUAUUAAUACUUAUGUUCAUUGUGAGUACACAAUUAAAGGAUUU